GGCCGAAGCCGAAGCCGAAUAAAAUUUAAAUGUGUGGCCGAAUACCGAAUAUUGAAUGCGGUUGUUAAUUUUUUCAUUAUUUUUUUUAUAUUGCAUUAAUAGCCUAGAAUAAAUUUUUAGACAUGUUAUUCCAAGAAAGUAAAUGUUUAUUGAUAAUGACAUUUUUAAACAUUCCAGUAGGCUUUUCUUUUCAAAAAAAAGCACAAAGAUUUUUCAUUUAUAUUAGGCCUUCAAACAAAACAUGUAUUCCAAAAAACUAAAGUGCAGUGGAUAAACUCACAACAAAUGAAUUAUUGUCUUUUUGGCAAGUCUGCUUAGCCACAGCAGGCUAAUAAUGUAAACAGAAGGCUCAAGUAAAUCGCAAUAAGUGUGUGCUUGUAACCUCAUACACUUAUACAGGUACACAGCAUAUCCCAGGCCAGAACAGAUUUGUCAAUAACAGUGCUUCAAAAUAAAAAGGAAACUAACUAUGACAUCUGAGACAUCUUAAAAUUGUCUUUAACCAAGAGCUCGUGGACGCGAGUUGCAACACUGUCAUACAUCUCUGGUAAGCACACAUCCGAGAAAUACCGUCUGCUCGGUAUCGUGUAACGGGGCUCAAUGUACUGCACAAGCCUCCAAAAGCCAAUGUCCUCCACAACACUAAACGGUUGAUCAUCCAAAGCCAUGAACUCCAUUACCUUCUUUGUGAUUCCGUUUGCUUUGGCACUGUCAUUCGCAAACUUUUUCGUCUUUUCAAAGACGUCUUGCACGGACGGAGUGGGCGUGCUGUGACAAGAUUUCCUUUUAGCUGCUGCAGCCGUCUCUCUCUCGUACUCAGCAUGCUGUUCAGGGUGUUUGGCUUUUAAAUGAAAAAUUAAAGCAGUAGUGCUAAAGGUCUUUGCAGAGACAACCCCUCGAGAUAGUUUGGUUGAACACUCGUUGCAAACUGCAAUUCUUUUCUCGCUCUCCAACACUUUAAAAUAUCUCCACACUGCCGACAUUUUACCGAAGGCGCCGGGUCACCGCGUCACUGGUCGUUGUUUGAUUGCGUCACACGCCACUAUUCGGCCUUGCUUUUAACUCACUCCACCGAAGGCCGAAUGUGGCUUUUUUUGCAAUAUUCGGCCGAAUAUAUUCGGUUACCGAAUAUUCGGUGCAUCCCUAAUUUCCACCUGACCACAGACCCAAACAAUGUACCUCUCUUCAAACAUACCAUGCUGAAGACUUGGCGUAUCCAGAGGGUGCACAUUCUGCGUGGGUGCCUGAGUGACCCCCAGCUCCCUGGGGGAACCCUGUACAGGUAUGGGGGGACUCUGCAGCUGAACCACGUCCCUGGUGACGGUGCGAAAGUCCCCAUCUGGAUUCCUGUCAGGGGGACCUCACAGCAGGAGGGUUACCAUUUCCAUCAGUCCCAGUGGAUUACUGGGACUCAUGUGUCCUGUGAACUGUUCCAGGCUCAGGGCAUGACAGGGGUGGCAAGAUGGAACGACAAGCGGCUUCUGGACCUGAAGCAGCCAGAUGUGACCCUCCCGCCUGUUUUUGAUCCGUUGCUCAUAAUGGAGCUGAACUCUGCUUCAAAGAGAGUGACAGGAAAGGAGAAGUACCCUCUACUUUGCCUCUCUGAUAGGGACACAGGAGAGAGAUUUGGACUCGAGUACAUUGAGCCAGAGUGCCGCCCAGUUCCCCUAGACUGGAACAAACACAGGUCAAAAGGGAAGGAUGAUGUACCGGCCCGACACCAUCUGUAAACCUGGCCCCAUCCACUCCUGCACCUGUGGCCCAGCCACCCCAGCUUCACCCUGCUGGGAGCCGUAAUGUACAGCUGAUGUCCCAAGGAAGCAUGGAACAUCCAGCUAUAAUGGAAACUUCACCUCUGCCACUGAGGUCCUCCCCACAGAGUGCCCGCACCGGACCGAUUAAGACAGGUGGAAGAGUCUUUGUCUUGGACCACAAGCGCUGGCCGUCACCAAUGAAGGCAGCUAUAGACAGCCUCCUAAACACCUACCAUGGGCAGAAAGAGAUGGUAAAACUUGUGGACAAGGACUAUGCUGCCAUGGUCCAUCAAUCUGCCUCUGACCCAAAUAGUCUCCUUCACCCCACCACCAAAAAUCACAUUACACUGUACACAAAACACCUGGCAAAACAACUGAACACCAGCUCUUCUCUGAACACCAGUCCAGAAAAACUAAUGGAGACACAGAAGCUGUGGCAAGACUUAACGGAGGGAAGUGAGACUGUCCAUGUCCCAGUUGUUGUGCUGCCACCAGCCACUGUCAAUCCGGUCGAUGUCAAAUGUGUGCCACCUGAAAAGCCAUUGGCAGAGGACAAGCAGCAACAAAAGCCACGGCAGACCAAAACGUGUCAUGCGUGUGGGCAGCCAGUGUCACGCUACCAAAAUGAUGGAUCAUCGGUCCAUCAUUUUUACCAACAAGGCCCUACACGCUACCACUACUGUUCCACAAAGGUCUUCCAGACAUACUCUGCAGAGGGCCUGACAGACCCCAAGAUGACCUUUGAAGCAUUUGCUCAGACUGCAUUCUUUCAGCGUGAGCUGCAGCUGACGAGGGACAGAGUGGAGGAAAAGGCUGCCAAGAGGAGAAAACUCAUGGAACCUGUGGCUCCUCAAACGCAGGGGCGAAUGUGCCGCUUCUGCCAUACGACGCUGAAGCAGAGCCCCCACGGCAAACACAUUCACACAGGGUUUCCUGGAGUGGCAGACAAAUACAUUUACUGCCCUUCAAAGGUCUUUAACAUGUAUAAAUCAGGGGGUAUGCUUACAGAAAUGACAUGGAAGGAAUUCCAAGCAUCACCCUUUUAUGCCAUGGAAAAGAAGAAUUGGGCAGCGGAGAGAAAAAAAUAGAACAUGUUGAAUGAACAAUCCAGGAGUGU
Solea solea (common sole) is the source of this 2871-nucleotide messenger RNA. RefSeq lists its product as uncharacterized. NCBI's taxonomy places the organism in Eukaryota, Metazoa, Chordata, Actinopteri, Pleuronectiformes, Soleidae. The transcript has 2 exons. The coding region runs from base 1808 to 2842 and encodes 344 amino acids. The record is from RefSeq and is a predicted model, not a curated record.